AUGCAUGGUAACGGCGCCAACAGCAUAAACGACGAUGAUGAGAGAGGGCGUGGCAAGCUUUUGGCUCCCCUGACGCUGCCCAAGAACCGCAGCACCAGCAACCUCGCCCUCUCAGCUGACCCCGAUCGCAGCCGCUUUCGCAUGUCCUUUGACGGCUCGUCAUCUGCCGCCGCCGCCGCCGACCAUGACUUGAUGACCAGGCCCUCGCCCGUCACCGACCACGAACAUGGCCUGGGACUCUCUGGCCUGCGCCGCAUACGGCAGCAUCCGCCCUCGCGCAAUCCCACCAUGCCAAACUCCAACGCUUCGUCUCGCAGCCCUUCGGUCGUUACUCUCUCCCGCUCGACAUCGUUGAGUGCAAGUGUAACCGCGCCCGCGCCGCUCUCCUCCUUCUCCGCCGGUCCCGCAUCUCCCAGCUUCUCCGAAGACCUCUCCCGCUUCCCGACCGAGUCGCUACAUUCCUUCUCCUUUGCCCACCAGGCAGAAGACUUUCUCCACAACCGCCAAAAUGUUCUUAAACGCUCCAUUGAAUUCAUGAAGGACCGCAUGGGCAUGCCUCUCAGCGCCAACCAGGCUGGCUUGGCGAGUGCCCAGGCUAGGGUCACAGGCGACUUGGAGGCCCAGAAUAUGCUGGAAAUGCUUGCCAAGGCCCAAAUCAUUGGGGCCAGCAACCUGCCCAACCCAGAUGGCUCAUUCACGGUGCCUCCGCUGACGGGGCCUCCGGACAUGUCUGGUGAGAACAUCUUCGAAAAGCAUUUCAUCACCGAAGAGCCUGCCACCAUCGACGAAGAGCCCGACCAGCUUCCCACGUCACCCAAGUCGAUACGUUCAACACCAAAGGAGGGGGUUCAGGAUGAUUCGCAAAAGUCGAGUAGAACGCCCACAGAUGAGAGCAAGAUGACAGCUACCACGUCACCACCCGCCUCGCGGCCAACAAGCUUAAAGCGCACCAUGACGGAUACCCUCUCAAUAGCCCUCAAAGACAAGCUUCUAGAUACCAUGGCUCAGCCAUUCAUGGCUGGCCCGGCAUUGCAUGAAGAGCCUAGUCUUUCGCCAGUCCUCACCCAGCAAACCUUGCCGUCUCAGAACUUUCCAGCAGCCCUCAACCCUGCUGCCCUUAAUCCGGCCGUACAUGGACAUACAAACAGAUGGGUUCCCGCCGCCCAAGCUAUUUUCACCACUGAGGCCAAACCUCCUUGGACAAUUCUCGCCGCAAACGACCUUGCUUGCUUGGUAUUCGGUGUUACCAGAGCUGAAGUCCGCAAGAUGGGUAUUUUGGAGGUUGUACAAGAAGAGAGACGAGCCUGGCUUGAACGAAAGCUUCUCAAUAAGGACGAUGGCGAUGAUAUGCAAGAUACCACUUCCGAGAUGUCGCCUGCCAGCUCAGCCGCAACUGUGCUUCUUGGCGGGCGUUCUGGAAUUACUGCACAAUUGUUGAGCAAGCCCAACUCGAGAUCCCAGACACCACAGCCUCCACGGAGAGCUCAAACCGUUCACAGUGGCGACAUGGAGCCGGUCAAGGCCCGUGGCAACGAUAACCAUCGUAGCUCUGGUUCGCGGGGAGUCUUACUCUGUGGUGACGUCGUUCCCAUCCGAAAACGCAAUGGACUGACAGGUUCUGCCAGUUUGUGGGUCAAGGAAAAGCGCGUGGGCUUGAUCUGGGUCCUUGAAGAGAUUCACGAGGACGUCGCCAAUAUUGAGCUCGACGAAGAGGGCGUUGUAAAAACUGUGGUUGGCGCCACGGAAACCAUAUGGGGAUUCAAGUCUGUCAAGCCAGGCAUUGAUAUUGCGAGCCUCAUCCCAAGAAUCCCCCGCCAAGGCUUCGAUCCCACUCAGGGCGAGAUUGAUUUUGCCCAGACACGGAAAAGACGCUACUUUACCUGCCCCAACUACCGAAAGGUCAAUAUCCCUUGCACUGUCGAACAGAUGCAAGGCAAGCUUGAGCUUAGGGUUUCCACUUUCCCGCACAUGGCUGGCAUUAUAGUCGUCGACCCGACCAACUUUAAAAUUCGCAGUUCCAACUCCGCCUUUAGUGGCGCACUUUUUGGCUUUGAAAAGCCUGCGGGCACAGAUAUAAAUGCCCUGAUCCCGGGCUUUGACAAGAUUGUCGAAACCCUUACUGAAGAAGACGGCCUACAACUACUUGACGGCACGGUCAUUCCAGAGCAUCGCUUCAGAAGAGCCGCUGCCUUUACCGCAAUCAAAGAACAUAGACCCAACGCCGCUGCAUCAUUCCUGCAACCGAACGGAUUGGCUGCAAAGCAUCGUGAUGGCUCAGAUCUCAACAUUGACGUACAAAUGCGCGUUGUUGAGAGUGAGAAGCAAAUUGACGUUUCGCAAGAUAGCAUCGAAGAGGCUGUUGACGACGACAAAACCGACGUCUCCUCAACGCAACCACAGACUGAAUUGGUUUUUGCUCUGUGGAUCACUUAUUCCAGACACAUUCACGCAUUUGCCAACACACUAGACCCGGCCAAGCGUAUUCCUUCCGGUCCGCCAACGCCACUGCAUCAGCCAUCGCCCGGUCAAACACCUGUCCACUCACCCAUGGUAUUAUCCGACACUGAAGCCGACGAGCCAAUAUUACCUUCCGCUUCACCCUCCAACACGUCACCAUCCGGCAUGUCCAAGUUUAAGGACGCAGCUCUACAUGCCGCGGCAAGGCUCACAGGGCGCGCCCGAUCACCGCCCAAGGCAGCCGCCGCGAUGCCAGUCGUGACCAUGCCUGAGGGAGAGGCACGCAAGGCAACCAUAGAGGACUACACCAUCUUGGAAGAAAUGGGCCAAGGCGCCUAUGGUCAAGUGAAGCUUGCUAGGCACAAGCUGACUGGCAAAAAGAUGGUUCUCAAGUACGUCACGAAACGACGCAUUCUAGUUGACACGUGGACACGCGAUCGAAAGCUUGGCACUGUCCCGCUCGAAAUUCACGUCAUGGACUAUCUGCGGAAACCCGAGUUCCGACACCCCAACAUUGUCGAGAUGGAGGGCUUCUUUGAGGACGAAGUCAACUACUACAUUGCCAUGGUACCUCACGGACUACCGGGCAUGGAUCUGUUUGACUACAUCGAGCUGCGCUCCAACAUGGAGGAAGCCGAGUGCCGCAGCAUCUUUGUGCAGGUAGCACAAGCUAUUCACUUUUUGCAUACCAAGGCACUCGUCGUGCACCGCGAUAUCAAGGACGAAAACAUUAUCCUAGACGGCGAGGGCAACAUCAAGCUCAUUGAUUUUGGCAGCGCCGCCUACACCAAGAGCGGACCAUUUGAUGUAUUUGUCGGCACCAUUGACUACGCUGCCCCCGAAGUCCUGGCUGGGAAGCCCUAUGGCGGCAAACCGCAAGACGUGUGGGCGCUGGGCAUCCUCCUGUAUACCAUCAUCUACAAGGAGAAUCCCUUUUAUAGCAUCGACGAGAUUAUGGACCACGACCUGCGCGUGCCCUUUACCAUGAGCCCCGAGAGCAUCGACCUCAUCCGGUGCAUGCUCGACCGCGACUUGGCCCAGCGCGCCGACAUUUCGCAGGUGCUGGAGCAUCCCUGGUGCAAGGGCGGCGCCACCGCAACGAAGUAA
Messenger RNA from Akanthomyces muscarius, 3564 nucleotides. RefSeq lists its product as uncharacterized. The transcript has 4 exons. The record is from RefSeq and is a predicted model, not a curated record. Gene Ontology annotation, biological process: negative regulation of glycogen biosynthetic process; protein phosphorylation; intracellular signal transduction. The coding region runs from base 1 to 3564 and encodes 1187 amino acids. Gene Ontology annotation, cellular component: nucleus; cytosol; cytoplasm. Gene Ontology annotation, molecular function: ATP binding; protein serine/threonine kinase activity. Lineage: Eukaryota; Fungi; Ascomycota; Sordariomycetes; Hypocreales; Cordycipitaceae.